UGCUCUUCCCGGCGCCCGGAGCCCACAGAGCCGUUCUCUGCUGGCGGCGGGCCGCCGGGUCCCCAAGACCCGGUCCUCUGUCUCCUCGCCGCGCUCAGCACCUGGAGCUGGACCAGGUGCCGUCAGGAGGAUUUGGUGUCUUACACAUUAAUAAAGUGUUCAGUGCUGGUGACAGUAGUCCAGCGGGUCUGGCUCCGGGUCUCCCCGUGUCUCUGGUUUCAUCCUCCGCCUUUGUCCUCAUGUUUUCCCGGAGUUCCUCCCCCUGCGGCGCGGGGCGGAGUUUCAUACCGGACUAGACGCUCCUUUUGUCGGAUUCGUUUCGAGCUGACUCCCCGGGGUUUACGGCUGAAAAAAACACACUUUGAAAGUCCCGAAAUCAUCCAAAGGAGCGCCGUCGUGUGCGGUGUGGACCCGGGUUCCUGUCUCGACCUGAAGGGAGGGGGCGCUGCAGGAUGAACGGCAGCAGCAGCGUCUCCGCGGCUCAGAGCGCCCGGAUCAAGACUGAACCAGAUGAUUGGUCGAAGGAGGACUGUCUGACGCUGCUGGAGAGGAUCCGCUCUCUGCUGCCCGAUGCUGACGGGAUGAAGUACAAGACGACCGAGUCGCACUUCGACUGGGACAAAGUUUGCUUUGGCAGCUUCACCGGAGAGAUGUGUCGGCAGAAGUGGCAGAAAGUCUCCUCUGACGUGCGUAAGUACCGGACCAUGACCGAGGUCAUCGUGGACGCCGUGGAGUUCGUCAAGAACCCAUACAAAGGCAAGAAGCUGAAGACUCACCCAGAUUUCCCUAAGAAGCCUCUGACUCCAUACUUCCGCUUCUUCAUGGAGAAACGAGCCAAAUACGCCAAAAUCCACCCGGAGAUGAGCAACCUGGACCUGACUAAGAUCCUGUCCAAGAAGUACAAAGAGCUGCCUGACAAGAAGAAGCAAAAAUACAUCACAGAGUUCCACAGAGAGAAAGAAGAGUUUGAGAAGAACAUGGCUCGCUUCAAGGAGGACCACCCGGAGCUCAUCGAGGAGAGGAAGAAGUCCGACCUGCCGGAGAAACCAAAAACUCCUCAACAGCUGUGGUACAACCACGAGAAGAAGACCUACAUGAAGCUGCACCCAGAGGUGAGUCAGAAGGAGCUGAAGGAGGCUCUGAGGAGACAGUGGUCUCAACUGUCAGACAAAAGAAGACUGAAGUGGAUCAGUAAAGCUCUGGAGCUGCAGAAAGACUACGAGGGCACCAUGAGGGCGUACCACGUGGCUCACCCCGACGCGUCCUCUGACGACCACGUCCGCUCCGUCCUCACUAAAGCAGAGAGACAGCUGAAGGACAAGUUUGACGGACGGCCCACCAAACCCCCACCUAACGGGUACUCUCUGUAUUGUGCUGAGUUGAUGGUGAACAUGAAGGACGUGCCAAGUACGGAGCGGAUGGUUCUGUGCAGUAAGCAGUGGAAGAUGAUGACGCAGAAGGAGAAGGACAUGUUCCAGAAACGCUGCGAGCAGAGGAAGAAGCAGUACGACGUGGACCUGCAGCGCUUCCUGGAGAGUCUGCCGGAGGAGGAGCGAGACCGCGUGAUGGGCGAGGAGAAGCUGGGCGGGUCCAGGCAGGGAGGGGGCGUGGCCGCCAGCCCCCACAGAGCAAAGUCUCCGUCCGUCAAGGAGCGCCGGGAGGCGGAGGCAGAGACGUGGGCACCCGCCGCAACACAGAAGGAACGCCGCGACGGGAAGAAGACGGCGAAGCUCCCGGAGACGCCGAAGACCGCCGAGGAGACGUGGCAGCACGGCGUGAUUGGAGACUACCUGGCCAAGUACCGGAGCGACCGCAGGAAAGCUCAGGCGGCGAUGGAGGCGGCGUGGAAGUCGAUGGAGAAGAAGGAGAAGAUUCCCUGGAUCAAGAAGGCCGCCGAGGACCAGAAACGUUACGAGGUUCAGUACCGAGCCGUGAGAGAGCUGUUGGAGAUGAGAGCGCCGCCUGCAGCUCAGAGUAACAGGAAGCCCAAGUUCGACGGAGAACCCAAGAAACCUCCAGUGAGCGGGUACCAGAUGUUCUCCCAGGAGCUGCUGACCAACGGCGAGCUGAACCACUUCAGCCUGAAGGAGCGCAUGGUGGAGAUCGGCAAGCGCUGGCACAAGCUGAGCCAGAACCAGAAGGACAAGUACAAGAAGCAGGUGGAGGAGCAGCAGCUGGAGUACAAGGCCGAGCUGGAGGGCUGGGUCAAGUCGCUCUCACCUCAAGACAGAGCAGUCUACAAAGAGUUCUCCUCCACCAAGCGUCGCAGCACCGCUAAGGUUCGAGGCAGCCCUGGAGCUAAAGUUCGUGUGACGGCGAAGGGAAAGGCAGUGACCGCCAGAGCAGCGACCACGACGGUCGGAGUCAACAAGAGAGCCAUGGCAUACAGAGCCAAGCAGGACAUGUCUGACUCUGACGAGGAGAAGAGCGACUCGUCCGACUCUGACGAAGACGACGAGACGUCAGGAAGCAGCGACAGUGAGGACGACGACGACGAGAACGACGACGAGGACGAUGAGGAUGACGAGGACCAGUCGUCCUCGGAGGAAACUAGUGACUCGGACUCAGACUAGUUCCGCCCCCUCCCCCUCAUUGGAGAGGACAGGCUGUGCAGGCCACGCCUCCUCACAUGCCAAUCAUCCAGGCGGACCAAUGAGAACGGGUGACGUCACACCGCGGUCAAACUGGCCCCUCCCUCUGAAGGGGCGGAGCCUGAGGAGCGUUUUGUUACCCAUGUGUUUGUUUUUAUCGAGUGUUUGUUGGUUUUUAUCAGGUGACUUUCAGUCGGAGAGCGGUUUGUUUUUUUCCUUCUUCUUUUUUGAGUAAUGGAGGGGGCGGGGCUUGUACAGAGUUUGACAGGCAGGGGGUGGAGCCUAUCCGUUUGUUACCGCUGUGGGAGGAGUCAGUGUUCAGCCUCCAAUCAGCCGCCUGCCUGAGAAAAUUAUUGACAAAUAAAUGCACUUUUUCUCA
Messenger RNA from Centropristis striata (black sea bass), 2970 nucleotides. It is a transcript of the gene ubtfl, whose product is annotated as upstream binding transcription factor, like. Lineage: Eukaryota; Metazoa; Chordata; Actinopteri; Perciformes; Serranidae. The coding region runs from base 453 to 2573 and encodes 706 amino acids. The transcript is spliced from 20 exons. The record is from RefSeq and is a predicted model, not a curated record.